Molecule: messenger RNA, 1335 nt
Organism: Linderina pennispora
Lineage: Eukaryota; Fungi; Kickxellomycota; Kickxellomycetes; Kickxellales; Kickxellaceae
Exons: 4
Coding region: 97-1314 (405 amino acids)
Biological process (GO): meiotic chromosome segregation; kinetochore organization; mitotic spindle organization
Cellular component (GO): Ndc80 complex; kinetochore
Molecular function (GO): protein-containing complex binding
Source: RefSeq, a predicted model, not a curated record
UUUUCAUUUUUCUUCUUCUCCGCCCUGCUCUGCAUUUCUUCAAGUUUUAUAUUGUAAUUUGCCCUCAUUUCCUAGCGCUCCAUUCCCGACUCUAUAAUGCAGAGCAACAGCUUCUACCCGACGCUCAACGUGCAGGACAUUCUCGAUGUCAUGAACCAAAUGGAGAUAUCUAUUAGCGAGGAAGACCUCGAGAAGCCGACGCCCCAGCGCGGCGUGUCGUUAGACGCGGUGGAUGAAACCAGUCUGGAUCUGUCCGAAAUAACCGACUACCCGGAGUCGCACUCUGAGGAUAUCUUGCUGAUAUCGUUUUAUCAGCGAAUGAUGGUGCUGCUGCGACAAGUGGGGGUCGAGGACUUUUCACUGCGCGACAUGCUGAAGCCCGAGCCAGUACGCGUGAAGCGGAUCCUGAGCAGCGUGUGCAACUUUGCCAUGUUCCGCGACGACCGCAUGCCGGUGCUGGAGAAAUACACGGCCAAGGCCGAUGAGGAGUAUGAGCGGUUGCAGAAGAUGCAGGCGGAACUGGCGCAGGUGCAGGCAGAGAUUGCAAAGAUCCGCGCGCAGCACGAGCGCGAUGUACCGCAAGUCAAUAAGCUGGAGGAAGAGACGAAGGCUAUGGAGAGGGAUAUUAAAAAGCAUGCGUCGACGCAAAAGGCAGCCACCGAGACUAACAAUAAGCUGCGGAGUGAGAAGAGUGAGCUGCAGGAUGCGGUCGGGGCCAUUUCACACACAAUUGCAGGCUUGCAAGAAGAGCUGAAGAAGCUGAAUGCGCGGGUUGUGCACAGCCCCGAGAAGAUCAAGGAGGCGAUUGCCCAGCUCACCCAGUCGAUUGCCAGUGGCCGCACGCAGCUGGCGCAAAAGGAGUCCGAGUCGCGUCAGCUAGCAGCAAAGAUCGAGAUGCUUGAUGAAAUCCUGACCGAUAUCCGCGGGUGCAUCCAGCAGAUGGCCGAUGCCGAGGACAUUGUGCGCAGGCACGAGGAGGAGCUGCGCAAGUUGGCGGCCGAAAAGGAGAGCGUUAGCCAGGAGACCAGCAAUUUGAAGAACCUGUCGGUGCGCGAGGAGCAGUUCAAGUACCAGGACGAGUCGGCAAAGGGGAAGAUUGAGCGGCUGAGUCAGACCCGCCAAGCAAAGCAGAACAAGGAGAUGACGGCCCGCUUCACCGAAAUAUCCUGCAAGAUGGCAGAGCAGCGCGCCAGAUACGACGAGACGCCUGCUGCGAUUCAGGAGAGCUAUGAAAAACUGCGCCAGCAGACUCUCGAGUAUCAGGACAGCGUCAUUCUGUCGCUGGAGGAGCUCUUAAGCCACUUUUACGACUAAGAAUAUAUACCUUUUUACGAG